This is a messenger RNA of Tuber melanosporum (Perigord truffle), 1113 nucleotides long. RefSeq lists its product as uncharacterized. Gene Ontology annotation, molecular function: fluoride transmembrane transporter activity. Gene Ontology annotation, biological process: fluoride transmembrane transport. Lineage: Eukaryota; Fungi; Ascomycota; Pezizomycetes; Pezizales; Tuberaceae. Bases 1 to 1113 code for a protein of 370 amino acids. Gene Ontology annotation, cellular component: membrane. The transcript has 3 exons. The record is from RefSeq and is a predicted model, not a curated record.
AUGUCGAACCCACACCCGGCUACUGCCGGUCAGACAGAAACCAUCGAUCCACCACAACUGGAGCGCCAACUCUCAGCGCGCAUUGAAGACCUCCCAUCCCAUCUCGUCCCUCCUCCUGUCAGUACACUUCAAAAGCCCGCUCCUCCUCAAUUAUCUCACUUUGUCCAACUACAUAGCUACCUGAUCAUCUUCUCCAUACUGGGGACCCUUUCCCGCAUCGCCCUGGUCUCCAUAACAACCUACGAGGCGACCCCUCUACCGCCCCUCUUCUGGCCACAAUUCGCCGGAAGCCUAAUAAUGGGCUUCUUCCUCGAAGAUAAGACACUCUUCCCCGCGUCUACAAAAUCAACAACAUCGCUAUAUCUCGGCUUAACAACCGGCUACUGCGGCUCCGUGACGACUUUCUCGUCAUUCAUCAUAGGCGCGUUCGAGCAGCUCGCUAUUGCCGCGCCUAUCCAUCCCAGUCGGAGAAUAGGAGACAACAUAGCGGCUAUGCUAGCUUACGUCAUUGGCACCAUCGCGAUAUCAUUGGGCGGGCUACAGGUUGGGACCCAUUUAGCUGUUUUUUCCAAGGGUUUUUCGAGGGAGCUGCACUUUCGUUGGAUGGAUGUGCUGGCUGCGCCGAUUGGGUUCGGGUUGUGGGUGGCGUCGGUGAUUAUGGCAGUAUUUAUCAGGAGGUGGAGGGGGGAUGUACUGUUUGCUUGUGUAUUCUCACCGCCGGGGGCCAUCAUGAGGUUUUGGGCGUCUCGGUUGGGGAAUCCACUGCGCAAAGCGUUUCCCCCGGGCACAUUCAUGGUGAAUAUGUUGGGCACGGCCAUGCUGGCUGGAUUGUUGGCUGGAAGGCACGCGCACUUUGGAGGGAAUACUUGCGAUGUAUUGAGGGGGUUGGGCGAUGGUUUUUGUGGGUGCUUGACUACGGUGUCUACCUUCGUGGUGGAGGUUCGAGGCUUGAGGAUCAGUCAUGGCUACGUUUAUGCCGGUGCCAGUAUUGUGGUCGGCCUAUGCUUGACAAUAUUGAUUUUAGGCAGCUAUGCAGGUAUGGGUUCAUGGAACAGGAAAACCGGCAUGUUAGAAACAAAGCGUUCUAUGGACUACAAAUAUUCGGCCGUUUGA